Molecule: messenger RNA, 1149 nt
Organism: Debaryomyces hansenii CBS767
Lineage: Eukaryota; Fungi; Ascomycota; Pichiomycetes; Serinales; Debaryomycetaceae
Product: palmitoyltransferase
Exons: 1
Coding region: 1-1149 (382 amino acids)
Cellular component (GO): endoplasmic reticulum membrane
Molecular function (GO): protein-cysteine S-palmitoyltransferase activity
Source: RefSeq, a predicted model, not a curated record
AUGGUUGCAUAUGGUUCCCACUACUUUGUAUUCAGAACCAACUUAUCACGUACCGAGCAGAUCCUAUACGAGGUAUACGUUUGUAUUGUAUGGUUAUCAUACUAUUUAGCUAUUGUUGUUGACCCAGGAUCCCCGCCUAAAAACUUUACACCUAAAGCUGGAGAAUGGAGAAGAUGGUGUAAGAAAUGCCAAAAUUAUAAGCCAGAGAGGUCACAUCAUUGCAAAACUUGCAAUAAAUGUGUGUUGAAAAUGGAUCAUCAUUGUCCAUGGACGUAUAAUUGCGUGGGGCACAAUAACCUUCCACAUUUCUUACGGUUUGUAUUCUUUUUGAUAGUGGGUAUGACCUAUGUUCUUUUCCAAUUGGGUAAACAAGUACUUCAUUAUUAUGAUAGUAGUAAGUUACCGUCCUACUUAAUAGACAAGAAGGAAAUGUGUGCGGUGAUAUUUUUACUUCCAGUUACAUUUUUUGUAUUUGUUUCCAUCAUUAUUUUAUUCGUUCGUUGUAUGAUCAACUUGUUGUUCAGAGGAAUGACGCAGAUAGAAGUAUGGGAAAUGGAGAGAAUAGGAUCCCAGUUCCAUACCGAAAGGUUGUGGUUGCAAAUACGUAAAAACUACUUCAAGUUGCAUGGAAAAGAAAUGCCUCAUUUAGUAUCCUGGAACAGGACAACCAGAUACUACGAGGUGGAUGAGAAUUCUAAUAAUGACAAUUCAAAUGAGAACAACAUAGUCCCUAAGGAUUUCACAUCUGAUGAUAUCGUUUUCCCCUAUGACUUAGGCGUGCUGUCGAAUAUGAUUAAUGCAUGUGACUACCCAUGGAUGUGGCUACUCCCAUGGGGUGGUCCCAGAGAAAACGGCUACCAUUUCCAAAAAAACGAAUUCAUGGAAGAUGACCAAUUGGGCUUACCAUGGCCUCCUGACGGGGGCCACCAGGAACCAAUGGCUCCAGUGGACGAUGAUUUUGAUAUAUCUGACUCCGAGCUUCAGGAUAUGCCUAGCUUAAGAAGACGUCUCGACCCCAGAAACAACAUGACGAGGUCCGAAUGGAUGAACGAUCUAGGCGAAACCUUGGAUGAUUUUGGCGUUGAUUUAGAUGCUGAAGACAUAGAACAUGAUGAUUUAGUUUCAAAAGAUGAGAUUUCCAAUAAUUAG